This is a messenger RNA of Lactuca saligna, 2095 nucleotides long. NCBI's taxonomy places the organism in Eukaryota, Viridiplantae, Streptophyta, Magnoliopsida, Asterales, Asteraceae. The record is from the annotation of a GenBank genome assembly.
AUUGGUUUACGCUGGCUCUGACACCAAAACUUGGCCUCCAUCCCAACCCUACUGGUUUACUUUUCGGUGUAAAGGCCAUCGACAUCGACAGACGACACAACACAGACUGGCUUCCCCUUCUUCGUUGCUCUCGUUUUUCUACUUCUUUUACCCACAACACAUCUAGUCUUCUGAUCUUGUCUUCGCUAAAUGAUUCUAUCUCCCAAUCCUCCAUUCUCUUGCGCGGAGAAGUACCAACCUUAUGUUAGUAUUUUAGAAUUUGGUUGGUUUGUUUUGUAUGUCCUUAUUGUUGCAUUGAAUUCCAUUGCAGGGAUUAUGGAGCUAAUAAGAAUGCUUAAUGAUCUUUUCAUAUCUACAAGAAAAGAUGCAGUGGAUGUAGAAGUCGAUAGAUUAAGCAGCUUGCCAGAUGAACUAAUCCAUAAAAUCCUUUCUUUCAUUAACAUCAAAGAUGCUAUUAGCGCUAGUGUAUUGUCAUCUAGAUGGAGGUUUAUCUGGACUUCAAUGCCCUCUCUGAAUUUCGAGAAUCUCAAUAAUGAGCGCUACUUUUUCAGUUUUAUUUAUAAUGUUCUAUCUCACCGCAAUAAUCAAGUACAAUUGUCUUCGGUCAAGCUUGUUCUUGGAAGAACAGUUAGGGACGAUGAAUCUGUUACAAGAAUUCUCAGCUGCAAAUUCUCUCACAAUCUCCAACAACUGAGUGUUACACGUGUGCCUGGAGGGAAUAUAGUUGAAUGCCCAUAUUCCAUUAUGGCGCCACCAAAGUGGGACCUCCCAGCUUUAACGACUUUGCAUCUUCACGAAGUCGAACUGUCUGAUUAUGAUGAUAUUGGUCUUUUCUCUAAGUGCACCAACUUGAAGAACCUCUCCUUGAACCGGUGCAGAAUGAAAGAAACCAAAGUUUUAAAUAUCUGUCAUCCUCGACUUUCUGAUCUGACACUUGUAUCUACACCCCCUGAUAUAGAAUUAGAGGAGGUUGUGAAUGUGGUUACACCUCAACUCAAGAAUCUCACAAUUAUAAGGUGCGAAGGAGAGCAUCUGAUUUCUGCACCUGGGCUUACCUCCUUGGUCAUAGAAGGUUCUCAGCCUUGGUAUGUUUCUACACCAUCAGGUUUCCAUUCUUUGGAGAAGGUUGAACUCUUUAUGUACGAUCCAUUCAAAGCAGAUAUUCAUAGAAUAGUUUCUCUGCUUCAACAGCUCCAUAGUGUUAAGCUUCUUACACUUAACUUGGGGAUUCUCAAGCGUCUCUUUUCACAAAGGAAGAGUCUAUCUUCAUCCAUGAAACUAGUCCCACAUAAAGCUUCUGCGUUUGCUAACACAAAGAUUUUGAAGUUUACAACAAAACCGGUGGUAAAGGUAUACUUGGAGGUUGGGGCACAAGAGAAAGUAACUACGUGUACUGAAAUAAAAAACGAUGAUGAAACUUCUCCAAGUGCCAUAUUCCCAAUGGUCUCAUGUGAGGAGAUUAUAGCUAUGGAGAAUAUGGCAGCAGCACAAGUAUUUGUAAAACACUUGGGGAUAUUGCUAGAGGAGGUUAAACAAAAUAGAAAUAGCGACGAUUUCAAGGCUGAGAGGGAUGUACAUAGCAAACCAUACGUUGAGAUGCAUUGGGCGUGGACAUUACAAUGGAACCUUGUGGCAAUGAUGGGAGUGUUUAAGCAUGAGAAAAUUAAAGCAAAAUUAGAUAAUUUUCUCAUGAUGGCACAAAUUACGAAAAAGUAUAUUAAUAGGCACGAUUGCACGAAAUCUAUGAAUCACCCCAUUAUUGGAUGGUUGCACGAAAUGGGUGGAUUGUUUCACCACACUGAAGACUUGAUAACUCAGUUGUCUGCAUCAAAGAAGGCGGUGAUGCUACCAUUUUUUUUGAGUUUGUGCGAAGAUGCCACAAUUCUCACGGUUAAUAUUUUGGGAUGGAUUCACACCAUAAAGUAAACUCAAGAGACCAAUGCACUUAUUUUUUAGUAUUAAUUUUUAUGUCGGUUUAAUUUACACUCUUAUGCUAAAACUCAAGAUUCAUGGGUGAUUGUGUUCACUUAUUUUCGUGGAUGUUAAUUGAAAAUUUAAUUUAAACAUCAAGUAUUUGAAAUAAUAAAAAUAAAAG